Drosophila persimilis is the source of this 669-nucleotide messenger RNA. RefSeq names its product carboxypeptidase B. Lineage: Eukaryota; Metazoa; Arthropoda; Insecta; Diptera; Drosophilidae. Gene Ontology annotation, molecular function: zinc ion binding; metallocarboxypeptidase activity. The coding region runs from base 1 to 669 and encodes 222 amino acids. The transcript has 3 exons. Gene Ontology annotation, biological process: proteolysis. The record is from RefSeq and is a predicted model, not a curated record.
AUGCCCGUCCUGAAUCCCGAUGGAUAUGAGUACAGUCACGAUUACGAUCGGCUCUGGAAGAAAUCACGCUCCCAGCAUAUGGCCCGAGCGCCAGGCGGACUCCUCGACUCGGCCAUGACAUGGCUGCAACAGAAACGCGACCCGGACAAGGUAGGCCACCGCGUCGAUCUUGACCGGAACUGGCUGUACCACUGGGGCAAGCGGGGCAGCUCCAAAGCGCCGUGCAAUGAGUUCUGUGCGGGGCCCGCCCCCUUCUCGGAACCAGAGACGAAGGCCGUCUCCGACUUUCUCAUGGAUCAACGCACACAGAUAAAGCUCUACAUCUCCCUGCAGGCGUAUGGCCAAGUGGUUUCGUAUACGGUUAAGGCCAAUUCCACAUUCAAUUCGGAGCUCUUGGAUGACUUCCUCGACGUGGCCAUGGUGGGCACCGAUGGCCUGCGAAAGAAGGGCAGCAAGUGGCGCUACAAAGUGGAUGCCUCCAACGAUCUGAUUGAGCAGCGCUCUGGUUGCGCCGACGCCUUUGCCGCCUACGAUAUCGGCAUACCCUUCAGCUAUACGAUCCAGCUGGCGGAUAAUGGGGUCCAUGGCUACCUGCUGCCCAGCAGCGCCAUUGAGCCGACAGCUCGGGAUGCCUUUGAGAUCGUCAGCGGGAUGCUGGACUAUAUUUAA